GUGUCGAUCAUUUCAAACUGCUCGGGCAUUGAAACAGCUGAGAGUUGGUGUUGACUGGAAGACACAGCACGGUGUUGGCCGGUCGAACAGCUAAAGCCCUGCUGCUGCCGCGUCCCUCUUGGGACGCUGCAACUCCCGCCUCGACAACAUGGCAAACCGCAUGUCAAUCUAUUCGAUGGCCUCAGAUUCGGGGCUAGGUGGUCCUAGGGGCCAACCCUCCUCCCAGGUCUCGACGACGACGCUGCUGAACGCCAUCCACAACAUCUACCUGUCUUCACAACCAUACCAGCUUGAUCCUGGAACAAGUCUCGUGGUCAACACAUGGCUUACGGCGUCCCAAGCCGGCCCGGACGGGCGCGUAGGGCCUACUGUAGAUGCUGCCUUGGCAGCAAGGGCAUGGGAACAUGCUCGUCGUCGUGCCGAGGACGGCUGCAUUAUUCUUGGCUCACUUCACACGUCGACACCCUCGCUUCUAAGGCCAUUUCUCUCCUCUCUCCCAAUCUCGAUCCCUGAUACGCUGCUUCAGUCGCUCGAGGCCAUCGAGCCUUUCAUCCGAUGUGUGACUCCGUACAAUCCCUCAACCCCCAGGCAAACUGCCCUCGCUGUGACGCUUACCCUCAACCUCGCGGGCAACCUGGCUGCGGCGUCAAUUGCGCUGUCGCAGGGCGGAAUCGAUACAGAAAAGGGCCUGCUGCGUAUUCCCGCACAACCGGGUUACAGGGCCUUCGAUGCUUUCUACUACCUGCUCACCUCGGCCUCAACUCCUGCCGAACGAGAGUUUCUUGGGCUCAAGGGUGCCUCGAGCUACAGCCUUCUCGCCCGCUCCGGCACCUACGACCCUCCCUCUUAUCUGCCCACAGCUGACGACGGUGCCGCUGCCGACGAUUUCCGCUCCGCCCUGAAGAGCAUCGGGAUCAAAGGAUCUGCCCACCGCAGUCUCAUCUCAACACUUACUGGUCUCUUGAAGUUGGGCAACACCGUCGAUUAUAAUGUUGACGAAGAAGUGCUGGAGGAGAUCUGUGAAGAUGUUGGCGGUUUAUUAGGAAUCGAGCCUGAGAUCCUCGCCAGACAGUGCACCACCGAGGACCGUGCCACCCUCAUCGAAGGUCUGUAUGAGGCAUUGGUAAAUUGGGUAAUCAUGAAGGCAAAUGAAGCAAUUGCGGCCCAAAUGGGCCGAAUCAGAAAUGGGGAAGAAUCUGUGGACGGAAGCCAAGGAGAUCGGUCACCAGCCGCUCCUCAAGACCCCGGCGAUACCGUCUGCCUGACCCUGCUCGAAAUUCCCGACCCGAAUUUGGGCAAGGCCGUGGCUAUGAGAGGUGUUUUUGACGACAGCCAAGGGAUCAACGCCGAGAUGAAGCAGGAUGGCGUCGAGGUCGUUGCUGCGAACAGCUCUGUUUUACGGGAAAUGCAGAACGCCGUGGCCGAGUGCGGGCCUGACCUGGGCUUGAUGAUAGGGACACUGGGAAGGGAAAGGCAGCAUGUUCUCGACAAACGCGAAGAGGUCCUGGAGAAAGUGGCUCAUUCUUCCGACGAUGAUGGGUUCCUCAAGAAGCUCCUAUUGCCGGACCUCGGGCGAGGCGGCCGUAUCGACCUCGCGAACGUUCUGAGCAGCAGCCGGGCGUGGUAUCACCUCUGUAUCCACCCGACUGACGAGUCGCCCGCCAGCUUGGCGGCACUCCCUUCGGUCACCUCAGCCUGGUCUGCCGGGACCGUCUCGCGUCAACUCCGCGCAUGGAGAUUGGCAGAGUGGUCAAACCGGCGGAACAGGCACCUAGAUUUCACCGCGGACUUUGACUUUGACGAGUUCGUGCAGCGCUACCGCUCGCUGGGAUGCAUGGAUGGUCGCGACGGCAUCGAGAGUUGGAUCCUCGAACGCGGCUGGACCAAUGGCGAGGUAGUGGUCGGGCGCGAGCGUGUGUGGAUGAGGGAGAACGCCUGGUGGGAAGCCGAGAGCAUGCUCGAUUUGAAACCUUCCGAUGUUGAGAGGCUCGGGAGUAUGCCCCACAUGCUUCCCCCAGGUGGUUUUGGCUCCGGCUAUUCCGCCACCGGGAGCGGCUUCUUCCCGCCGCAACCCUUCGCUGACGCCUCCUCCAACGGGAGUCGCGACCAGCUAGUCCACCAUCAGAGGAAUAUGAGCCACACUACUCUCGGUGCCGCCCAUCCUCUGAUGGCUCCCUCCAUCGCUCCCACUGCCAUGACCGGAAUGCAGAACGCAAGCAACGGCGACUAUGGCCUCGGCCACAAGGGCGACAGACACAAAGGCGACGUCUUCUUUAACAGCGAAGGCGAAUUCACAGGCAAGCUGGACGCCGACCUCGCUGCCGGCAAGAAAAUCGAGGAGCGGCCCAUAUCCACCAGCAGAAAGGUCUGGGUUGCGGUUGUGUGGGCCCUCACUUUCUGGAUUCCAUCGCCCUUGCUCCGCUACAUUGGCCGUAUGAAGCGGCCUGAUGUCCGCAUGGCGUGGCGCGAGAAAGUGGUUAUUUGCAUGUUCAUCGUCCUCCUCAAUGCCAUUAUCGUGUUCUGGAUCAUCUUCUUUGGACGCCUGCUUUGUCCCAACUUCGACAAGGUGUGGUCGCGGGAGGAGGUCGCAAAUCAUAAUGGAGAAGAGGAUUUCUGGGUCAGUGUUCGCGGCAGAGUAUACGACGUCACGAAGUUCUGGAAACUGCAGCACAGCACCAACGGAAUCGACACGACAAGCGAUGUCAUGCUCCCCCUGGCCGGCCUGGAUAUGGACAACUACUUCAUACCGCCACUCGAGUUUGCCUGCCCGGGGCUUGUGUCCGACAAAACAAUUCGACUCGAGCUCAACACCUCCCAAGAGUACCAGAUAGCCGUCCACACAUCAGGAUACUAUGCAUCCGACCCAACCAGUAACCUGGGGAGCGAAACCUGGUAUAGGGACAAGUUUCUGAAACGCAUGGAGGAAUAUUACCACGGCGAGCUCGUCUGGGAUACGAACAAGAUUGCACAAGAGGGCUCAAGUAACAACCAUGCAUGGUUCAUCUAUGAAGGCAAGGUAUAUGACCUCACCGACUACAUGUAUACCCAGAAGGUAUACAGGGACAAUCCUCGAUGGGCUUUUCUCGAUUCCCAGGUCGUCGGCCUCGUGAAGAACAACCCCGGCCAAGAUCUCACCGAGCAGCUCAAUACCAUUCGGCGGAACGCUAGGUCAAACGACACCGAAUUCGCUAGCGUCGCCAACACCAUGAACUGUCUGAACAACCGCUUCUACAUCGGCACAACGGACUUCCGGUGGUCUGCGAGGUGUCAGGUGAACAAUUGGAUCCUGGUCGGUUUCGCUGCCAUCCUCUGCGCUGUGAUUCUCAUCAAGUUCGUCUCGGCUUUGCAGUUCGGUUCCAAGAGACGACCGUCGCCCCAGGACAAGUUCGUUAUCUGUCAGGUGCCGGCAUACACGGAAGGCGAAGACUCGUUACGCAAGGCUCUCGACUCUCUCACAGCCCUCCAGUAUGACAACAAGCGCAAACUGAUCUGUGUCAUUUGCGAUGGCGUCAUUGUCGGCGCUGGAAAUGACCGUCCGACGCCCAAGAUUGUCCUGGAUAUUCUCGGUGUCGAUCCCAAGGUUGACCCGCCUGCCCUUCCUUUCAAAUCCGUUGGUACCGGCAGUGAGCAGCUCAAUUAUGGCAAAGUCUACUCCGGUCUCUACGAGUACGAAGGGAACGUGGUCCCGUAUCUUGUGGUCGUCAAGGUGGGCAAGGAGUCGGAGCGGAACAAGACCAAGCCUGGAAACCGCGGCAAGCGUGACUCUCAGAUCUUGCUCAUGAGCUUCCUCAACCGCGUCCACCACCGCGCUCCCAUGAAUCCCCUCGAACUGGAAAUGUUCCACCAGAUCAAUAACAUUAUCGGCGUGGACCCCGAGCUUUAUGAAUACCUUCUUAUGGUGGAUGCCGAUACCUGCGUUCGCGAGGACUCCCUCAACCAGCUCGUUUCCGCUUGUGCCAAUGAUGCUAAGAUUGCGGGUAUUUGUGGCGAGACAAGCCUGCAGAAUGAGGAACGGUCCUGGUGGACUAUGAUCCAGGUCUACGAGUACUUUAUUUCCCACCAUCUCGCAAAGGCCUUUGAAUCCCUCUUCGGCAGUGUCACCUGUCUGCCCGGAUGUUUCUCCAUGUACCGCCUGCGGACGGCUGACAAAGGGAAGCCCCUGAUCAUCUCCGACGAGGUUAUCCGUGACUAUAGCGAUUGCCACGUGGAUACCCUUCACAAGAAGAACCUGCUGUCGCUCGGCGAGGAUCGCUACCUGACCACCCUCAUGACCAAGUACUUCCCGUAUAUGUCAUACAAGUUCAUCCCCGAUGCCUACUGUCAGACGGCAGCGCCAGAGAAAUGGAGCGUCCUGCUGUCCCAGCGUCGCCGUUGGAUCAACUCGACCAUUCACAACCUGGUUGAAUUGAUGUUCCUUCCCGAGAUGUGCGGCUUCUGCUGCUUCUCGAUGCGAUUCGUCGUGUUCAUCGAUCUCUUCGGCACCAUCAUCCUUCCGGCGACGUGCGCCUACCUAGUGUGGCUCCUGUACACUGUUAUCUCGCGCACCGGACCAUUCCCGCUUAUCUCCCUCGUCAUGCUCGCGGCCGUGUAUGGGCUCCAAGCCCUCAUUUUCAUUCUGAAGCGUCAGUGGCAACACGUGGGUUGGAUGAUUAUCUACAUCAUCGCCUUCCCCAUCUACUCAUUCGUCUUGCCAAUCUACUCCUUCUGGAACCAGGACAACUUCACAUGGGGUAACACGCGCAUCGUUAUUGGCGAGUCUGGCAAGAAGCAGGUGGUCGCCGUUGAUGACGAGGGCUUCGACCCGCGCUCCAUCCCACUCCAGCGCUGGGACGACUACGCGCUUGCCAACAACCUUCCUGGCCGCCGCGGUAACUACGGCGAAAAGGUCGGUGUCGACGCUACCAUGGGCAUGUACGACGAGAACUACGAGAUGGACGACAUGAAGUCGGUUUACUCCUCGGUCCGCCAGCCGUCCGUCCUUACCGGCCUUCCUGGCCGUGGCGCAAACACAUACAUUCCCCCGACGCCAAGCACCCCCUUCGCACCGGGCCCCAUGACGCGCACUAGCACUUUUGUCGGCGGCGGCGCUACCCCGUCACCCUAUGCCGACCCAACGCUCGCCCAUCGUCAAAGCAUGAUGUCAAUGGGCACUGUGGCCGACAUGCAACGGCGGCAGACCCACUCCCCGUACCAAGACUUCCCCGGUCAACGUGGUAGCACCGCAAACCUGGGCGUCCCGGGCGCGGCUAGCACCAACCGCCUCUCUGCUUUCUCCGGGCUAGGCGCUAGCCCGAGCAGGCUGGGCCUCAACGCCGACAACCGCGCGUCGUCGUUUGACUUCCAGCGAGGCCCCGGACCCGCGACGGAUGACGCGUCGAUCAUCGAGGCGAUCCAGGCGGUGCUGAGGGAGGUGGACCUAGACACGGUAACCAAGAAGCAGGUGCGGGCGCUGGUAGAGCAGAGGCUGCAGACCGAGUUGACGGGAGAGAGGAGGACGUUUAUGGAUAGGCAGAUUGAUAAUGAGUUGGCUAAUAUGUGAUAGACAGUGUUUCGGUUCUCUAUUCUGGUAUGGUUAGGCUUGGUUGGGUUGCGGUUUUGCUGGCUUUCCAUUUUGCUACUGUAUUG
Messenger RNA from Canariomyces notabilis, 5625 nucleotides. Its product is annotated as glycosyltransferase family 2 protein. The record is from RefSeq and is a predicted model, not a curated record. Gene Ontology annotation, cellular component: cell septum; cell periphery; myosin complex. The coding region runs from base 149 to 5539 and encodes 1796 amino acids. The transcript has 3 exons. NCBI's taxonomy places the organism in Eukaryota, Fungi, Ascomycota, Sordariomycetes, Sordariales, Chaetomiaceae. Gene Ontology annotation, molecular function: ATP binding; chitin synthase activity; cytoskeletal motor activity.